Drosophila eugracilis is the source of this 13118-nucleotide messenger RNA. It is a transcript of the gene sif, whose product is annotated as protein still life, isoform SIF type 1. Gene Ontology annotation, molecular function: protein binding; guanyl-nucleotide exchange factor activity. Bases 480 to 8411 code for a protein of 2643 amino acids. Gene Ontology annotation, cellular component: membrane; synapse. The transcript has 21 exons. The record is from RefSeq and is a predicted model, not a curated record. Gene Ontology annotation, biological process: small GTPase-mediated signal transduction; activation of GTPase activity; positive regulation of axonogenesis. Lineage: Eukaryota; Metazoa; Arthropoda; Insecta; Diptera; Drosophilidae.
UUGGCCUCGGCGAGAAUGUCUCCCAGUUGGCAAGCCAACUGUUUCGCUUCGGAAGCAAAAAGCGUCCCGGCGUUUGCAUCUGCAAUGCCCAGUGCCGGCUGCAAUCGCUGGGCGAGACCCAAGGCAGCCUGGGAGCCACCACCAUUAAGACCCAUCAUGGCAGCCUGGACAGAUUGCUGCAGAAGGGAGAUGGAACUGCAACUAGUGGUGAACGUUCGAUAAGUUGGGUGGUAGAUGGUGGGGCGGCAGGAUCUGGUGCCCUGCUCAACGCCUCCUCCGACGAAAGUGAUGAUAAGAAAAAGAAAUUAGAUGAGAGUAACCAAUUGCCGCCCCCGCCACGCCCACCUUCGCGGUCACAUGCCAAGCCUACGGCCAAAGAGGAAUUCGAUCGAGGCGUUGAGGUGGAGAAGUUCUAUCACCAGAUCAACGGCGAUAUCUUCGAAAUCACAAGGAGGGUGCGAGCUCGCGAUGAGGAGACCAUGGAACAGAAGUGCAUUAGGCGGAAGGGUUCCGUCAGACUGACAGAACCCACUGGCCAUGCCCAUGUCCGGAUCGAGCAGAGGCCUCAGUUGCCACCAAGACGGCAGAAAAGUGCCGAGGAAGUGGCCACCAUGCCAAAGAGUGCUCUGCGUCAGCCAUCCGAGCAAUUGGAAUGGUUCGAUCGUCGUGCCCAGCAGCGUCACUCCGCCCGAUCCGCUGAAGGUGGUCAGGUGCGCGAGGAGACCAUGGAAUGGUUGAAGCUUCAGAAAACUGCCAGUCCCAUCCAGCCAGUGCGCACCUCUUCGGGUCCCAGUGAGAUAACAGUCCUGAAAGACGAACUGCCGGACUGGCUACUGGAUCAUCUGCCACGAAAGAAGGAGAGGGAACGAGAUCGAUUGCCUUCGGAUGCUGAUAAGGCAGUGGGUUCUGCCUAUGCCAAAGCUCUCUCGGAGCUGCUCAAGAAACCACUUUCCCGACAGAGUUCCGGACCUUGUGAGUUCUCUUUGCUGAAAACAGACAUUGUGGAAUGGCUCACCAAGAUGCAGGGCAGCAGUGGAACGGAGAGAGGCAAGUCCCGUCGAUCGCAUCACCGCCGAAACGGCAGUGGGGGCGAUGCUCAACCCCGUUCCAAUUCCCAAGAAGAUGCCCAGGAUCAGUCGAAGACCAGCCAUCGAAAGAGACACUCGCUGGGUCACAGUGGAGCAGUCAGUGAAGAGGAGCAGCAACAGAUCACUGCCGAUUGGAUAGCCUAUCCUCUGCACAAGCUGCAGUCCCUGGGCAAACAGCCACCGCCAAGUCAAGCGCCGGAAAGGGUGACCAUUCCCAGUGGCUAUGCGGUGCCCAGUGCCCUUUCACACACUCCCCUAUGCCAACGGAGGGAGGAGCGUUCCCGGGAACGAAGACUGCGUCACUCGGCCAGCGAGGUGGUGGGGAGCGGUGGAGGAGCUACGACCUCCACUCCAAGCACUGCCCACCUGGAACGAUUGUAUGCCAAGCCACACAAAGAACGCUAUCAAUAUGUACCGAAAGCCAAGGAAUCGGGAGGCAGGAAAGAGCGUUCACGCCGCCAUCAGACCCAAAGAUCCGCCACGGUCUCCGACAUGUCCGCCCAGCGUUCCGGUGGCCACAAGCGCAAGUCCUCGAGUGCGGAGCGAGCACCAAGGUCACCAUCCCCAGGACCCUGUACGGAUCCCGAUUGUCCACUACUGCCUAUCUGUACGGAUCCACAUUGCAGAUACCAAGAAUGCCAGGCGAGGCAGUGCAUCACCUCGUCGGUCAGUUCGGUGAAUCUGGCCAGGCAUCAACAGUUGGCCCAGGUGCAACUCCAUGCUGUGCCAGCUCAUCUGGUUGGAGCCAUUGGUUCCGAUGUGCCAACAACACCUUCCACAACCGCAACGCCUCCACCUCCAACAGGUGGAGGGAUCUUAGGAUCAGCUGGAGUGGGAACUGCCGGAACAGGAGGAGGAGGUGGUGGAAUCCCGGUAACCGAACGCCGCCUGGUCAUCUGCCACGAUUGCCGAUCCUGUGCCCCGCUCCUCAGCUGCCGGAAUCGCAAAUGCCUCAAUGCCGCCAAGUGCAACUCACUGCCUCGCUGUGCCGCCGACUUUAAUCGCCUGCGCACCCAGCUGGCCCAGCCGCCCACCACAUUGGAUGACAUUGAGCCGGCGCCGCUGGAUGACCUGGAGAUGCAGCCACUGCCCUCGCCACCGCAUCAGCAUCCGCACCAUCACUAUCGCAGCAAUUCCCAGCCAAAUACGCUCCAACGUGGAGAUUCCGCCAGUUCCGCAGGAGGAGGAGGCUUAGCAGGAGCGGGAUCAGGUGGAUUGGGAGGACCAGGAUCUGGACUGGCUUGGCUGGAGCCCACAACCACGCUAGUGCAACCACUGCCCGCCUAUGUGCACCAUUCAAAUGGCAAGCUAAUGAAGUCCGCCUCAGCUGCCUCUCUAAAUUCCCGAAGACGACGCCAUAAAACAGUGCACUUUGGAGAGAAUCUCCUGCGGGAGGUUUGCCAGAAUAGGAAACUCAUCAAAACUGAGGCCCAAGUGCCAUCCGGUUCGGCGCCCAUGAAGGCCAACAUCCAGAUGCUGUACAACUUCGUGGAGGGUGUGUUGAGUGCCUGGGUGGAUGACGAUGAGGAUCAGGUGCGUUCUGGUGCUGAAUCGGAACCAGAGCAUGGAGUGGUACCCAUGCAACCGAUCCAUAGAUGCAACCGAUUGCGUUACCAGUGCAUCCGUCGGGUCGUCGAGGAGGCAGCCGAUCUCCAGGGCACCCUCAAGUUGGGCAACUCCCGCUAUCGCCAUCGCCAUUGGCGCAGCACCGCCAAGCAGUGCAACGAAAUGUUCCUUCGCAAGAUUUCGGACGAUGAUCGAAUGAGCCUAACUACCGCCGUUUCGGAUGAAGAUGAUGGGGAAAGUGUCAUGGCGUCACCAUACAAAGCAAAGGCCACUGGCACCGCUGCAUCUUCCUUCAAUUGCACGGGAGCUGUUCGCAAAGCCGGCUUCCUUUCGGUAAAAAAAUGGUUACUACGCAAGAAGCACCAGAUCGAGCUGGCAAGAAAGCGGGGCUGGAAGGGCUACUGGGUGUGCCUGAAGGGCACAACGCUGCUCUUCUAUCCGUGCGAUUCCCGGGAGGGCAGGAGCGUGGAGGCGGCGCCCAAGCACUUGAUUAUCGUGGAUGGUGCAAUUAUGCAACCGAUACCCGAGCAUCCCAAACGCGACUAUAUCUUCUGUCUGAGCACGGCGUUCGGCGAUGCCUAUCUCUUCCAGGCGCCCUGUCAGGUGGAGCUGGAGAACUGGGUGAAUAGCAUUCAUAGCGCCUGUGCCGCCGCCUUCGCCAGGCAUCGCGGAAAAACUGGAACCCUACACCUCCUUCAGGAGGAGAUCUUCCGGCUGGAGAAGGCCAUUGAAUCGGAUCACAAGCUGAAGCACAUGGCCGAACUGCAGCAAUCAGUUGUCACCGAUCAGGAGACGCGUCAUCAGAUCCAGACUCAGAUACUGCAGUGGGAGGAGAACCUGGAGCGGCUCCAUUGUGAGCAGUUCCGUCUGCGUUGCUACAUGGCCUCGCUGCAAAGUGGCGAGCUGCCCAAUCCGAAGUCGCUGCUCACUCACGUGUCGCGUCCCACGAAGAACACGCUUAACAAACUGGGCGUGUUCACGGUCUCCUCGUUCCACGCCUUCAUCUGCGCCCGGUCGCCGUCGCUGCUCAACAACCUGCUAGCUGGUCGCGGGGCUACCAAACGGCGACCGCCAAUGCUGUCGCGGUCCAACAGCGGCUCCAGUCGUCGCUCCAUGCAGAUGAAUUCACGUGACGAACCGGAAAAAACUUUCAAAGUUGCAAUGCCCGACAAUGCUUACUCGACAGUUUAUCUACGUGAUGCGAUGUCUGUGGAGGAAUUCCUCGCCAGCGCCUGCGCCCGUCGCAACCUCAAUCCCAUGGAGCACUUUGUGCGCGUCAAGAAGCGACGUGACAUGGAGGAUCACAAUUACUUUGUGCCGCAUCGCAACGAUCUGAUUGAAAAUUAUCUACAUAAUCAUGAGUUUGUGGAGGUCUGCAUGAAGAUCCUGUACCAGGUGGAGCUGCAUCGCACCACUCUCGAGCAGAUGUGGGGCUUCUCUGUGGAAGCGGAGCUGAUCGAGAACGCUGAACGCCAGGACGAGCUAUGCUGCUAUGUGAGCCGCGUGGAAGACAAGAGUGUGGCCAUGCACAAUGGCAUUAUCAAAGGAGACGAAAUAAUGGUCAUCAAUGGUGCAAUUGUGUCCGAUCUAGAUAUGAUGUACUUGGAGAGCGUCCUGCAGGAGGAACAAUCGCUCAGCAUGAUGAUGCGGUCUUCGCGCACAGAGCCACCAGAUCUAGUGGGGAUCAUGAGGGUAACGGACGAUAUGAUUGACUCGCUCGUUUGCCCGCCGCCACCCACAGAUCCGCCAGUGAUGAGCGAGGAGAUGAUAACUGGACUGAUUGUUCCGGCCCCCGGUUGGAAUGGCACUAGCAAGGAUUUGUACUCGCCGGAGGCGGAAAGCUCACCGGCCACCUCCUUUGUGGAUCCCGCUGCCAUGGCCGCCCAGCUGGCUGUGGGCGGUGGAGGCGUGGUCGUGGGCGGACUGGGCGUGACCAAGCCAACAUCGCGUACGAGCAGCUUUGAGAUUGAGAAUCUGCUAAAGACCGCGGAGCAAGUUACCGGAUUUUGUCGUUCACCCCAGGAAACACGCAAAUCGAGCCCAACUGGCUCGGUCACCUCGUCGGUGUCGACCACGGCAUUAACCCCAUCGCGCCAACUGACCGAUGCGGAGAAGCUGCGCAAAGUCGUCAUGGAGCUGGUGGAUACGGAACGCACCUAUGUGAAGCACCUGAACAAUCUGCUGGAGCACUAUCUGGAGCCCAUGAAACGCGAGACAUUCCUCUCCAAUGCCGAGAUCAACGCUCUAUUUGGCAACAUCCACGAGAUCGUCACAUUCCAGCGACAGUUCCUGCAGAAUCUGGAAGAGUCCUUGGAUCUGGAGCCAGAGUUUAACAAGUUCGAGCACUGUGGCCAGUUUAGGAAUGUUCUCUUUGCAAUUGGCUCGGCCUUCUUGUAUUACGUCAACCACUUCAAGCUGUAUUCCUCGUUCUGUGCCAGUCACAGCAAGGCCCAGAAAGUCCUGCAUCCAAACGAGGGCAAUCACGCCCUGCAAGAGUUCCUGGCCGCCCGGAAUCCCAAGCAGCAGCACAGCAGCACCCUGGAAUCGUAUCUGAUCAAGCCCAUUCAGCGUAUCCUUAAAUAUCCUUUGCUCCUGCAGCAAAUGCGCAACCUUACAGACACCCGGGCCGAUGAGCAUGUGCAUCUUUGCGAGGCACUUAAGGGCAUGGAAAAGGUAGCCGAGCACAUCAAUGAGAUGCAGCGCAUCCAUGAAGAGUACGGGGCCAUCUUUGAUCACCUGUUCCGGCAGCAUCAAAAGUCGUGCAAACAGCCCAUUGAUCUAAGUCCAGGAGAUCUCCUGUACUAUGGCGGAGUGGAAUGGCUUAACAUUUCGGACUUUCUGGGCAAGAUCAAGAAGGGACUAGAGCUACAUGCCAUGUGCUUUGUGUUCAAGUCGGCAGUAGUGUUCCUCUGCAAGGAGCGGCUGCGUCAAAAGAAGAAGUUAAUGGGCGUAUCCAGCAAGAAUGCCACCAAUGAGGUGGAGAUCAUUCGCUACCAGGUGCUUAUACCCGUAACCGAGGUGCAAGUGCGCGCCAGUUCGGCCAAGGAUAUGGACUCGCACUUCCUGUGGGAGCUCAUCCAUUUGCGUUCCCAAUUGCAACGUCGCUCCGAGAAGGUCUAUGUGCUGUCCAACAGCACCGCAGACUUCCGCAAUGCCUUCCUGAAGACCAUUCGUCAGAUCAUUCGGGAGAGCGUCCGGAACAUGUCAAUUCCGAUGAAGAACUUUGGCGGCAGCUCCGGCUCCGUCUCUGGACACUCUUCGCAGGGCAUGGGCAGCAUGGGUUAUGCGGGUAAUUCUCAGACGCUGGAACGUCCCAAGCAGCAGAUCACUAUUGUUCAUGGCUCUCACACCCUGGGCAAACCAAAGAAGAAGUCUGGAUCCCAGCGCCACUCGGCUGGUAACAUUGACUACGACAAUUUGUCAGGCAGCCAGGAAGCGGACGACCUGCCCCCAAGUGUGGGCGUUGUCCACUAUGCCUCUGGCCACACUCACGGCCAGCAGAUGCAACCAACUGGCUUCCGUGGACGCAGCAAGACAGUGGGCGAUGUUACAGAAAUCACGUGCUCUUCCCCAGAUCCCAAUCAGCAGCAGCAUCAGCAGUUACAGCAACAACAGCAACAGCAGAUGCAGCAAGGACAUGCCCAUGCCCACCCACAUCCUCAUCCGCAUCCCAGGGAGCCACCGCCACCACCCAUUCGGCAGCCACAUCUGCAUCACCAUAGCUCGGACAUCGAAAGGAUCGAUCCUGGAACGAAAUCGGAGGGCGAGGAGGACUCGCAGCAGGGCACAAUCAGGCCCAAGGCCACACUGGGUCGGACGCCCAAUCACCUGACGCUGAGCACCACAUCGACGCUAUCGGUGGGCAGCACCGGCAGCCAGGCGCGCCUCAUACAAUCGUCGCAUCCGCCGGCCAGUUACCAGCCGGUGCUGAUGAAGGACCUAGGUAAGCCCAGCCCGGAUGAAUCGGAGCUCGAGUCGGAGUCAGAGGCGCAUGCCAUCCAGAUGGCGACCUCUUUUAACUUAAGUUUAGGCAGUAGUGGUAGCUUGUUUGCCUCCGAUCCCCGAGAGACCCAAUCCCAUACCCUACAUCCCUCUCCCCGUCAGUCGCCGCGUCAAUCGCCGCGUCAAUCCCCCAAGCAGGAUAUCGAAGUGAUCGAGAUCUUCGAGAGCGAGGCGGAACGACUGGCCGCCUCACAGCAGGUGGCCGUCGUCCACCAGCAUCCGUCGGGCCAGGCCAGGGAAUCCGGGCAUAAGCAGCGACGUGACCGUGACCGUAUCCCAACCGAAACGGACGCCACAGCUCGUUUUAUGGACAAGCAUUUGAGUGAUCUCGAGCAGGAGAACCUAGCCGAUGGCACCUGUGACAUAGUGGCCUACAUGGAGAGUCUGCGCGAGAAGGCCUUUGAUCCGCAGGAUAUGACCGAAGAUCCUGGAGAUCAGCAGCAGAAUGACUCCAGUCUCUCGCCGGAACCACAAACUAUAGUUGAGAAUACCCAACAAACAGUGGUGGUGGACAUUGAAUCACCCUCUAGGCCAGCCACAGAAUCAGAUAGCACUGGCACCACUACGGGUCCUUCUGAGAGGUCAGGUGAUGAAACAGAGGAAGAAGCCACCACCAGUUCGCUGGCCUCGCACAUCGUGGUCAUUGACAAAAAGGUGGACAAGAUCUUUAAGGCCAAGUCACCGGAACGACCUGCUUCCACCAAGGCAAAGGGUGGCAGGCGGCAGAUAUAUAUCUCCCCAGAUCGCUGCAAGUCACAGGGUAGCUCUCCAGUGAGAAUUAUUAAGAUUAAGUCCCCUAGGACUAGUUUGAGUGAUCAAGGCAAGCGAUUAAGUGUGUGCUCCUCAAGGGAUAAUUCACAAGACCGCCUUUCUGGUGGUCGCAGGACACCCAGUCCACGUCGCUCCUCUGAAGGUGGUGGCAUAUUGAAGCAUACCAGUGGACCGGCUCCUGGCAUCCUAAAGCCGCCUUCCAGUCCAUCCAAGUCAAAGAGUCCUGAUAGAAGCUGUCUAAAGAAAGGCGGACCAUCACAUGUGUGUAGUGUGGAGACUCUUUCGCCCAGGGUUUCUCCCAGAGGCAGUAUGGAUCAUUUGUCUCCAGACAGGGGAAUGACAGGUAGCUCCUGUCUUCGCCACUCACCACGCAGCAGCUUUGAUAGUCACGGUGAAUCUGAUCAUAACUUGGAUGUGCCACAUGGCAGUCGUAAGCGGAGCAUGUCCGCCCAUGGAAGCUUUGAAACCGGCACUCGACCAAGGCCCCAGGAAACCUAUCAGUAUUAUCCGGUGUAUGACAACCAGACUUGCAGUGAUCACUAUGUGGCUGCUGCUCCAACAGGACGUUAUGGUGGAGGUUCAAGCAGUAGGAACAGGCUAAGCAAAUCCCUGGAGCGCUCAACUUCCAGGGAUAGUACUACCACUAGUAGCUCCUACGGACAUAGGACUUAUGGGGUUUCCCCAGAACGCAAUUAUGUGGUCUACAGCUCGGGACCCCUGCGAUCCCAGUCCGCUGAGAAUACCUUCUCAUCGCAACCCAUAUACGAUCCUCUGCCACGACAUCCACCACAACCACUGCAUCAGCCACCGAUGCACCACCAACAGCAACAGCAGCAGCAUCAACAUCAAUAUAUGAACUAUGCCCCUGAUAUGGGAGGAUAUACUGGCUGCCAGCAUGAUCCGCAGGGUGGCUAUCAACUGAGCUCCUCGGCACCGGAGUACACCACAUGCAUCGACUGUCUGUAUCAGAAGAGACCCUCCUAGCAUAAGUCCCGCGUGCGGCAAAGUCGCACGCGGAAGAAGACGCAACGUGGAAUGGUGGUGGUCAGUGCCCAGCCCACGGCCACUGGGGGAAUAGGAUUUGUGCCCGAGAUGGGCUCCUCCGAGGCACCCGGCGGUUGUGUUGACUGUCACGACUACUUCGAGAUCCAUGUUUAAUGGAAUACUCCAUCAAAAAGGAACUUCCAACUAAAGGACCUCCACUAAAGACCUCCACUAUUUUGAAACCAAAGAUAACAGCCGAACAACCCAAAAUGCCUCAACAAAACUAAUUUUAACCGAACUCAGCUCAGAUAUACGUAAAGAACUCACAAUAUGCAAACUAUAAUGAAAGUAAUCAAAACCGAACACGAACUUCCAACACAAGGGAUUGAAAUCAAAAAGACCUAGCCUAUAUACAAUCUACUACUACUACUACUACUACUUCAACAAAGAAACUCACAAGGAUAAGUAAGAAAGCAAGGCACUCUUUAUAAAAAUAGAAGAACUAGCAGAAAUGUUACCAUACCCCAAUACAUACAUACAUACUCGUACCAAAAAACCAUAUAAGUGUUAGCCGUAAGUCACCGAACCUGAGCGUAGUUAGCUCUUUUAGCGCAGCAUAUGUAGUUCAUACCGAAAACUAAUCAAAGAAUGGGGGUUACUAAUCCCGGGUGGGAAAGGUUGCAUAAUGGGUGUGUGGCUGUGUGCCACCCCAUCGUUUUCCAGUUAAUUAUUUAAGUUGCAACCGAGUUGAGCGCGAACAUUUCGCCGUGAUUUACACACUCAGACACAAACACAUACUCGCUCACACCCACACCCACACCCACACACAUUAACAAACAAAAUGGCGGAAGUUCCGUUCGCCUCGGGUGGCAAGUAGAAAUAUUACGUAUACGCCGCGUUGCACACACAAUACUCAAGUGCCGUAAUUACGAGGGCAAACAACAGAAAAGAGCAGCAAAAGUAGCUGCAGCAUCAGCAGCAACAGCAACUAAAACUAAAGUUGAAAUUCAUACUCGCACUCAAGUAAACUACGUACUAAGAGACAGGCAGACAAACAAAUGGCAAACUCAACUUGAAACAUAGAUGGGAAAAAUAAGACAGCCAGAAGCAGAUAAUAAAAAAAACACACACACAGAAGAAAGAAAACUAUAUGCACUUCAAACACAAACACACACAUGCAGAUAGGUAAAAAGUUCGGGAAAAGUCGCUAACUAACUAUUAGCAGAGGGCGGUAAAGCCAGGAAAAGCGGCAAAGUGGAAACUAUGCCAUUUCCGCAAAUGAAAUCAAAAAUUUUUAAUUACCCAUCUGUCGAAAUGAAUCUGCAACUGAGCUGGGCUUUUGGGUCGAGCGCCAAUAUUCCAGGGGUUAACAUAACAUAUACCUAACAAGAGUAUACCUAUCGAUAUGGGGAUUAUUUACAUAAAGGACAAAAAGAAAACUAGCGAAAAAAAAAAACAAAGAAAAGAAGGAAAAACAAACAUUAGUUAGUUAGAAAAUUUUGCCAAUUUGCACGUUUGUGCUAACGGGCAUCAGUGUGUGUACCAAUAAUGUUGUGACAAAUAAUUUGCAUAUAUUGCAUAUGGUUUUUUGUAUGAUUUUUAUAGGUUUUUUAUAGAUAUAAACAAAUAUACAUGCAUAAAAUAUACAACAAGUCGAUGGGCAAAUCAAAUGAAACAUUUUCCGCAUGGGUUUUCCAAACUUUUCCGUUUCACAUUCCAAUUAAAUCAGCGUAACACGAAAUACAAUAAAACGAAUACAAAUCAAAAAGAGAAAUGGCGAUGUAUUCAGAGAAUGAUAAUCGUAAGUCGUACCUCAAUGUUCAGUAAUGGGUAAUCAUUAUAUUAUAUAAAUAUGUGUUAAGUGUAGCUACGCGUAUAUAACCAUCCUACUCCUCCUCAUCUUUUCGGGUCGAAGGUCGGGAAUUUCCAUUCGAUUCUCUGGCCCCAAGCCGCAAAAACGCUCGACUAAAUCAAAAUAUAUAUAGAAAAUGAUUAAGGUCAAACAAAUUUCAGGUUGUUGUAACGAGAAUUCAAAGCAGUAUAAAAAGAAAAUAAGACAAAGGAAAACAUAGUCAAAAUAAAUAAGUUUAAGCUUCAAGAACGUUUACAGUUUACAGUUUACACUGGGCUUCACAGCAGCAAAAUCAAAACAAGAUAAGAAAACAAACAUUCUCAAAAAUCAAAAUAUACAUCGUAAAUACGGCAUAUAUAUAUAUAUAUAUAUAUACAGCAGCAACAGCAGCAUAUAUACAACAUAAAUGUUACACUGAAAACAAAAUCUCAAAAAAAUAUACGAACAUAAAGGCAAACUAAAUAGAGAUAAGCGGAGGCCGCAGACGGCGAACGAAAACAAAUAUCAAAUUUAAACGGUAAUUCUUGUGUGUGUGCACACACCCACAACCAAACACACACAUACAAACACUGAAAUCCACUAAACAAAUAACCGAAAAAUCAACAAACUAACUGCAAACUUCAAAAUCAAAAGCGUAAAAAUCGAAAACUAAAGCGAGCACACACAAUAACUAAUAAUGGAAACUCCGAACUAAAUGCGAAAAACUAAAACUGAAAACUAAUCUAAAGCAAUUGAAAUGCAAUUAACCAAAUGGCAAACGAGAUAAAAGUAAACACAUAAAGUAUACAAACAGUUAAAUAUCAAAGGACAGCGACAAGAAUGGGAAACUAAUAAACCGAAUAAAUAUAUUUAUAAAGUUUAUGCACCGAUUUCCUGGCCCAUCCCCAAAUCUCUCGAAACAUCAAACACAACUCCCCUGAAAACCCCCCUCGAUUAGUUAUGCAUUUAAAUUUGUUUGGUAGUUGCUUAGCAGGUAAGUGCAAUAUUCAUUUGUAAUUAGGCAAACGGAGCUUGUUGUCGGUGAUGAGUACUUGAAUUGAAUUAGUAAUUAAACAAUUUAACGGGUGAUAUUUCAUUUUGUCUAAACACACUAACACACACACACACGAUUAUCUCAAAGAUAACUAAAAUCCCAAAACUCGAAUAAUGUUGAAUUCAGUUAGCUAUAUAUAUAGUCGUAAGUCUUAAAUCGAAGUCGGAGUCGGAGACGGACUCGGAGCUAUAUUAGGCAUGUUAAGUUUCUAGGUAUUUUUUCCCGCCCAUUCGAUGCAUUUGUGUGUAUCUUCUUAUAUAGCGUAUAUCUGUGUAUCUGUUGUGUCUGUUACAAACACUUGAUAUUAUUAGUUGGCAUCGCUUGAUUAACAAACUAACAACUAACUAACUAAAGAACAACCGAAAUUCAAAUCAAUAUCGAUGAACUUUGCAAGUUUUCCCUUUCAAUUUUGAACGUUUUGCAUUUUCUCAAUCAAAAUAUCACGAAAAAAAAAAAUAUGACGGAGUGUGCCGAAGAUCUAAGCCAUAAAUCUUGUACUAGACAGCAAUGCUAAUGCCAAGUCCAUUAUAAUCGAUAAUAUAUAUAUAUAUAUUUAUCUAACUAUAUAUGUCUUAUGGUUACACACACGUGCCCCACAAUUCCACUUCUCCUCCUCACCACCACCACCAACUCCAGUAUCCAGAAACCAGAAUUUAUUCGGCAUUUUUUCACUUCAAUUAUUUACCAGAAAUUUAAUUUUCUGUUUUCCGUACAACUUUUUCGUGUGCCAAAAACUAAAAACUGAAAAACUGAAAAACUGAAAUAAAAUUAAAACUGAAUUGACUUUUAUGAAACUCUCAUCUAUGCACAACUUUAUCCAUCGUUUUUUGAAUCACGCUCUUUGACUUUUGCAUCUGGAAAACUAAUUUCGAAAUUAGCAAGUGGGUUAACUGAAAUGCGAAACAAUUUCAAUUUCAAUUUCACCACUCACUCGACCACAAUUUUCGAAAUUAUAAACACCCCAAUUUCCAUCCCAUAUAUAUAUAUAUGUAUGUACAUAAAUUUCUCUCUUUCAUUUUUUCUAUAAUUGGAAUUGGAGCCCUUUUUAUCAAGAAAAAAAAAAACACACACAUACACGAAAAAAAAACAGAAGAGGCAGAACGGAAAAUGUUGGCAUAAAAUGCAAAACCUUUGAUCAGAAAUUCGAAAAUUUGCCAAGGCUAAAGCUAACUAAACUAUUUGUUAAAUAGAAAAUGAAUAAAUGAACCAAGCGAUGUCAACAUUUUAGCCAACACAACUCUCUAACCAAAUCUACCCUAAUCACCAAUAUUAGUUGUUGAAUUAGCUGUUAAUCACUCCCACUAUCCCGUCCCAGUUUUCCCCCCCAAACUAUAUCAAGUAGCCGACCCAGCUUGAAGUAGUGCUCAUUACAUUAAACAAUAAUUAGUUUUGCUUAUAUUUUUUAACCAACAAAAAGUGUCCAAAGUGCAUGGGCGCUUUGGGCACUUUGCUUGCAUGCUAUUUUUUAACUUAACGAAUCCGAAUUGGCCACAAAUUACUUAUGAAAAUCUGUUCCAACACAAUUGUAUAUAACCAAAUGGAGAUGCUACCCUCCGUUCGGUCCCCACUUGCUCUUUCUAACUCUUUCGCUCUCUAAAAUCUAUAUUUAAAAAAAGAAAACUGAAAACGAAAAACUACAAAUUAAGUUCUGCAAAAACCGAAACGAAAAUAUUUCAUAUUUUUUCAUAUAUGGUUUCCAUUGUAUCUUUUCUUUUCUUUCAUUUAAUUGUAGGGUCCCCGGUGUGGAAACCACGAGACAUGAUAAAUUUAGGCACAGAUCCACAGUCAACAACCCGCAAAGACGAUGUGAAAAAUUAAAUCA